UAAUAUUUUAUAAAUUCCCCUCUCCGUUCAUGCUUCUGCAUCAGGGGGUUACAAAAAAGAACGUGUGGAGGUCAACUUCUCCUACCGACCUCUUCCCAUACGUUUGAUCACGCCCAACACUUAAUAAACACCAUUCCUUUCCCUUCAAGCUUUCCUACAACACAUUUUUUAUCCAUACUUUUUUUUUUUUGCUGGGAUAUUUUCUAUCCAUACUUGCAAGCAAGCAUAGACAACCAAUAAAAGAUCAAGCAAGAUUCUCACAUUCAUCUCAACCAAGAGAAAAAUACUCCAGCAAACAGGAGCACCAGGGAGAAGAUGAAGAGGCAAGGAAAGCAGCAUAGAACUCUGAGGAUCAUCACCAAGGCUACAAACACCGCCGCGGACGAGGUGGUCUCCGGCCAGAAGCACAAGCACAAGGGCAAAAGGGGCAAGAAGCCGGCGUCGAAGUCAAGGGACAAGGCCAAGGGGGCGUACAAGCUCAAGUCUGGCGAUGUGGUGCUCAAUCAUCGCCUCGAGUCUUGGAGGGUGGCCACCGGUGAGGAUGGUCGCUGGUCGAAGGGUUUCAAUGGCGAAGGAUAUGACGACGACGACGAUGAUGAUCGCGAGAAAGAGUACGGUCAUGGAGAUGCUCUUCGUGGCUCUGUAGUUGUUCAAGAGGUGGAGAGAAGCGUUCACGGCACUAAUGAUGAGGAGGAGAGAAGCGCCGGUGAAGAGGAGGAUUUCGAAGGCGAAGGGUGUGAUGAAGAUGAGGAUCAUGAGGAGCAAGAGUACAGUCAUGGAUAUGGCCUCCAUGAGUCUGUAAUUGUUCAAGAGAUGGAGGAGAAAUGCAUUCAUGGCACCGAUGAUGAUGAUGAUGAUGAUGAGGGGGAUAUGGGAUUCUAUGAAGUUGGAUUUAUUUGGGAGGAUGUUGAUGAUGAAGGUUGGUGUGUUGUGGAUGAGAUGUGAGGAAUUGAACUUCACAUUACUCUGUAAAUAAAAUGUUGUAGAUGGAUUUCAUGUACAUAAUCUCUUUGCCUAUGGCUUUAAGCUUUUGUGUGACAA
Asparagus officinalis (garden asparagus) is the source of this 1041-nucleotide messenger RNA. RefSeq names its product ribosome biogenesis protein ERB1-like. Lineage: Eukaryota; Viridiplantae; Streptophyta; Magnoliopsida; Asparagales; Asparagaceae. The transcript has a single exon. Bases 316 to 945 code for a protein of 209 amino acids. The record is from RefSeq and is a predicted model, not a curated record.